Molecule: messenger RNA, 270 nt
Organism: Phytophthora sojae
Lineage: Eukaryota; Oomycota; Peronosporomycetes; Peronosporales; Peronosporaceae
Exons: 1
Source: RefSeq, a predicted model, not a curated record
CUCGGUCAAGAUCGGAGGAAUCAACAGACCAACGUCCGUGUUGUGCGCCCUGAGUUUCGGUUUGAUUCGGACGGUGGUUUUGAAGCUUUCCUUGGAAAAGCUGAGGGGCGCGUUGUAGCAGCGCUUGCUGCCUACGACGUUAUGACCCUGCCGUUUGAUACUAACCUCUACGCUAAGCCAAGUCAAGGUGCCGCUCAACAGGCCUGGGUGACCUUAACCGAGUCAAACUGGACUAUCAUCCUCGACACCGUGACAGCCAACUUUCAGCGG